AUGUCCAACCUCGUCCCUCUCACCAUCGUCAAGGGCGCCGGCUUCGAGCACAUCCCUCUUCCCAAUGGCGAGAACGCAACAGUAGCAGACUUUCACACCACACGGACAAAAACCUCAGACGGCCCCACGCACGUAACAUCCGGCUUCUACAAGAUCGUCGCCGGACCUGCCCGCCCCGCACACUACACCUUCGAAGAGGCCAAGUACGUCCUCCAGGGACAAGUCGACAUUCUCGAUGAGGCCACUGGCGUAACGCACCACCUCGUGCCUGGCGACUAUGCUUUCUUCCCCGUGAACUCCAAGGUCCAGUUCUCAACCAAGUCCGAGGGCUUCGCGUUUUACGUUGUGACGAGGCCAGUGAAGACGCCACACCCGAAUUUGCAAGGGCGCGAGGAGGAUGUCACGAAGCCGAAGUCGAGGUUGUAG
Molecule: messenger RNA, 426 nt
Organism: Didymosphaeria variabile
Lineage: Eukaryota; Fungi; Ascomycota; Dothideomycetes; Pleosporales; Didymosphaeriaceae
Exons: 3
Coding region: 1-426 (141 amino acids)
Source: RefSeq, a predicted model, not a curated record